CCAUAAGAGGAAAGCCAAACUCAAGCCAUUCCGCCAAAGUCAAAGAACAUAGUAGACGACAGAGAAGCUGCGCUCAUGGAGUUUGAUGCUUUUUGGCCGUUGGAUCCGAUUCACUUUCCUUCUAAUCCCACGUCCCCUCCUUUGUUCUCGUCCACUGACCAGCCCUGUUCUCCUUUAUGGGGUUUUCCUGAUGGUGAUGCUAAUAAUGAUGAUAAGUUCGCUGGACAAGUUGAUCAAGCUCUUUCUGACCGUCCUCAAUUCAGUUCCUGUAUUCCUGAUCCGGGAAGGGAAAUACCAAGAGAGAAUGAGGACAGAAGAAUGCUUACAUCCCCCUUUUUGGGACUGGAACCUGUUGAAAAUCCUGAAGCUUAUUGCUUAAUUAAAGAGAAGAUCACUCAAGCUCUGAGACAGCUCAAGGAAUUGACUGACCAACAUGUUCUAGCUCAGGUUUGGGCACCAGUGAAGAAUGGGGGUCGGUAUGUGCUCACAACUUCAGGGCAACCCUUUGUUCUUGAUCCUCAUACUAAUGGACUUCAUCAGUAUAGGAUGGCUUCUGAGGUUGAUAAAGUUUGAUAAAGUUUGCAAAGCACCUGAGGUUGGUAAAGUUUGCAAAGCACUUGAGGCAGUAAGUCUGAAACGUUCAGAUAUAUUGGAUCAUACAAGCAUGCAGUUGAGCUGCAAUAACAAUGUGUGCCUAAUUUG
Molecule: messenger RNA, 702 nt
Organism: Prunus avium (sweet cherry)
Lineage: Eukaryota; Viridiplantae; Streptophyta; Magnoliopsida; Rosales; Rosaceae
Product: protein NLP6-like
Molecular function (GO): DNA-binding transcription factor activity
Source: RefSeq, a predicted model, not a curated record